Zingiber officinale is the source of this 819-nucleotide messenger RNA. RefSeq names its product histone H1-like. The transcript is spliced from 2 exons. NCBI's taxonomy places the organism in Eukaryota, Viridiplantae, Streptophyta, Magnoliopsida, Zingiberales, Zingiberaceae. The coding region runs from base 36 to 623 and encodes 195 amino acids. The record is from RefSeq and is a predicted model, not a curated record. Gene Ontology annotation, biological process: chromosome condensation; nucleosome assembly; negative regulation of DNA recombination. Gene Ontology annotation, molecular function: structural constituent of chromatin; nucleosomal DNA binding; double-stranded DNA binding. Gene Ontology annotation, cellular component: nucleus; nucleosome.
CGUCCUCGUAAUUUUGGUUAUCCUUGGAAGAAGCCAUGGCCGACGUCGUAGCAGAGACGGCGGCUCCUGCCGAGAAGAAACCGGGGAAGGAGAAGAAGGCGAGGGCGCCGAAAGCUGCAAGGGAGAAGAAGUCCAAAGGUUCGAAGUCUUCCUCCCCUGCUCACCCUCCUUAUUUCCAGAUGAUUAAAGAGGCGAUUUUGGCGUUGAACGAGAAGACUGGAUCGAGCCCCCACGCGAUCGCCAAGUUCAUGGAGGGGAAACACAAGGGAGUUCUGCCGGAUAACUUCAAGAAGGUUUUGGCUGUCCAACUAAAGAAUUCCACGACGAAGGGGAAACUAGUGAAGGUGAAGGCUUCGUUCAAGUUGUCGUCCUCCGGAAAGAAGGACUUGAAGAAGGUUGCCAAGAAACCAGAGAAGAAGCUGGUGGUGGAGACGAAGAAGCCUAGGGAAACGAGGAAGAGGAAGGUACCUUCCGAACCUGCGCCGAAGAAGGCCCCAAAAACUUCUAAGGAGAAAAGAGCUCCCGCAAAGAAGGCAAAGGCGCCGCUGGUUUCUCCCAAACCAAAGCAGCCUAAAUCGAUCAAGUCCCCUGCGGCGAAGAGGGCCCGAAAGGCCGCGGCUUGAUGCCUUUGCUGUGAUUUCGCCGUUGAAACUUCGCAGACGAAGCUCUGUUUGUAGAUAAACUAGUUUCAAUUCUUCGGCGUCGUAGUUUGUGGAUAGAUGAACUUCGACUAUAGUUGUUUCUGGCGACUUUGUGACUGCUACUUGUGCAUGGUUUAUGCAGUUUCAAUCUUGUUUUAAUUGAUGAUCUUGAUCAGAA